Chlamydomonas reinhardtii is the source of this 2242-nucleotide messenger RNA. RefSeq lists its product as uncharacterized. Gene Ontology annotation, biological process: phosphorelay signal transduction system; cytokinin-activated signaling pathway. The transcript is spliced from 4 exons. The record is from RefSeq and is a predicted model, not a curated record. NCBI's taxonomy places the organism in Eukaryota, Viridiplantae, Chlorophyta, Chlorophyceae, Chlamydomonadales, Chlamydomonadaceae. The coding region runs from base 254 to 2146 and encodes 630 amino acids.
AUGAUGUGGUAACGUAUACUUAGAAUACUUUGUGUCGAGUGGGCCUUAUACAACACCUUGAGGCAGGGCCGGUGGCAGUCUUCUGAAUACAACUCCGCGAGCAGCGCAAAUCAUUGCUGGCUGAAGCUGGUAAGGUUCUAUACAUACUGAGACUGAAGCGACCGUGAUAGGAGCGAGUAGACCGCAGCGGUCGCUGCGCUGAUUUCCUUUGUUUUUCCCGGCCUACGCCUUUCUCCUGCCCUCAAGUGAAAGCAUGGCUCUGGACCUGUCCAGCCUGCGGGCGCAGCUGCCGGGCCUCGCAAACCGACCGAAUUUCCCGAGCGACCUCUCAGUUUUGCUGCUGGACCCGGACUUCAAGGCGCGACAGGAGGUGGAGGCUCAGCUGAAGGAGAACAAUUAUGCCGUUACACCUUGCAGCUGCAGCUUUGAGGCCGCAGCCCACUUGCAGGAUGCGGACAAGCACUUCGACUUGCUGCUGGCCGACGUGCGCUGCAUGCAGCAGCAGUCAGCGGAGCACAAGGCGGUCGUGCAGGCAGCCAAGUCAAUCCCGCUUGUGCUUAUGUCUGAGAGCGGCGCCCCCAACGAAGUCAUGUUGGGAAUCAAGCUUGGCGCUGUUGACUUCCUGGAGAAGCCGCUGUCGCCCCUCAAGCUCAAGAACAUCUGGCAGCACCUCGUGCGUCGGAUGUUGUCAGCGAGCGCCAAGGCGGAGAAGAAGGCGGCCGCGCACACUGUGCGCGAGGCAGCUAACAACAACGCGGCUGGCUCUGCGACGGCCUCGCCCGAGGACUCGAGCUCGCAGGGCCAUGCCGCACACUCGGCGGGCUUCUGCGGCGGCGAGUCUGGCAGCCACGCCAGCACUAGCGACCAGGCGCAAGUGAAGGCGGCGCUCAUGGACUGCGAUGCGGACAUGGAGACAUCGAGCAUGGAUUGCAUGGAGGCCCUCACGGCUGGAAUGGCCCGCGCCAGCGCAGCCGACUCCACCAUGCACGCUGACAUCCCCGGCGCCGCUGGCCCCUGCGUCAGCGGUGACAGCCCGCACCUCAAGUGCGGCCGCCCGCACGCGCUGAAAUACAAGGCCAGCCGGCUGUCCAUGCCCGGCAACGCCAACCUGCCCGGCGCCGCCGCGGGCAGCGGCAGCGGCGCCGCCGCGGGCACCAGCGGCGGGAGCGGGGGCAGCGGUGCCGCCGCCACCACCACCGCCUCUGUGGGCGCCGUCGGCGGCGGCGGCGGCGGCUCCGCCGGCAGCAGCGGCGCGCCCAAGCCGGCCAUGGGCUACCCGGCCGGCCAGAUGCCGGCGCUGCCCAGCAACAUCCCGGGCAUCGCCUGGGGCCUUCCCACCAACCCCCUUCAGAUCUCCCCAAAGGCGCCUGCCGGCAUGAGUGGCCUCAUGGCCUCAAUGCCCAUGGGCUGGCCCAUGGGUCCCAUGGGUCCCAUGCCGCCGCCGGCAGCCUUUUUCAGCAUGAUGAUGGGCGGUGGCGCCAGCCCCUCCCCCUCCGUGUCAUCUAUGUCCAUGGGCGGCUGCCCCAGCGGCCCGCUCGGCGCCGCGCUCACCGCCACCAACGGCAGCGGCGGCGCCGCUGGCGCCGCAGGCGCCGGCGCCAGCAUGCCGCCGCCGCACCACCACGGCUCGCACCAGCACGGGCACGGCAUGCACGGCAGCGCGUCCUGCAUGACGCUGCCCAGCAUGGGCGCCGCUGCCGCGGCGGCGGUCGUCGCCGGCGGCGGCGCGCUGUGCAUGAAGCGCGCUGACUCGGCGCCGCUGCCCGCCAUCAGCGGCGGCUGCAUAAGCCUGGGCAGCGGCGCCACCACCAUGACUGGGAUGGGCAUGGGCAUGGGCGGCGGCGGCGGCGGCGGAAUGCCUGUUGGCGCUUCCAUGGACGUGCUGAGCGGCAUGGGCAUGGGCAUGGCGGCUAACGCCGCAGGCCUCAUGCCGCCGCCGCCGGCACGGCCGCCAGCGGUGCCGUCGAGCGGCGGUGCCGGCAGCGGGCCGGGCCUGAGCAAGGCCGAGCUGUUUGCAGGCAUGGGCGGUGCGGAGGGCGAGCGUGGCACGAUGCCGCCGAUUGGGCUGUCGCUCAAGAAGAGCGCCAGCCUGGUGGACAUCAUUUCGCAGACGCUCAAGCACAGCGGUGCGCUGCCCGCGUACUAGGGCUAUGCCUUUAAACGCCACGCCACGGACGUGUGGCUGAAGCUGCGCGGGGCGAGGCACCUGCCAGCGCUCAUGGAACGCACACGUUGCCCUUUC